Messenger RNA from Folsomia candida, 2471 nucleotides. RefSeq names its product casein kinase I. NCBI's taxonomy places the organism in Eukaryota, Metazoa, Arthropoda, Collembola, Entomobryomorpha, Isotomidae. Gene Ontology annotation, biological process: peptidyl-serine phosphorylation; signal transduction. The coding region runs from base 85 to 1041 and encodes 318 amino acids. The transcript has 10 exons. Gene Ontology annotation, molecular function: ATP binding; protein serine/threonine kinase activity. Gene Ontology annotation, cellular component: nucleus; cytoplasm. The record is from RefSeq and is a predicted model, not a curated record.
CAACGAUCACUUUGUGGUAAGAUACACACCGAGUGACACCCCCAACACGAGACGCACACGUUCUUACUUCUAGUAGAAUUUAAAAUGUCCAGUUUUUUGGACCCAGGCACUGUUCUGGGGGGCGGAAAAUACUUGCUGCAAAGUCCUUUAGGAUCUGGAUCUCAUGGAGAUGUUUACUUGGGAAAGGAUUUAAAUUCGAAUAAGGAAGUUGCAAUCAAGUUGGAAAGCUGGGACUGUGAAGAAAUGUUUCUAUGUCAUGAAUUUCAAGUUUAUAAAAUAUUGGAAGGUGGUCGAGGGUUCCCACAAGCAUGGUGGUUUGAUCAAGAAAAACGUCACAAUAUAUUGGCGAUGGAUCUUCUAGGACCCUCACUAAAUACGUUGUUUCAGACGUGUGGAAAUAAGUUCAGCGUAAAAACGGUGCUGCUAUUGGCUGAUCAGCUUCUUGAGCGACUGGAAUAUCUGCAUAGCAAGCGUUUCAUUCACCGAAGCAUAAAACCUGAAAAUUUUGCCAUGGGACGUCAUGAGUCAUCCCUGGUCUACAUGAUUGAUUUUGGCAACGCUAAACGAUAUCUAAAUAAAUCUGGAGAGCAUAUUAAGUGCAAGGUUUAUAAUGAACUCGGAUUGGCCAACUGCCACUCUAGGCACCAAUCAAUUUCCGCACUUAAAAGAAUGGAGAGAAGCCGUCGAGAUGAUUUGGAAUCACUUGGCUACAUGCUCAUCUAUUUCUUGAGAGGAAAUCUUCCCUGGGAUGAUUUCAUGGAUGAUCCUGCAACUCUAAAGCAAGUGAAAAUGGGAACGUCCAUUAAUUCCUUAUGCCAGGACUGCCCAGACGAAUUUAGCAAAUACAUGGCUUACGUUCGAAGUUUAAAUUUUGAAGAGACACCGGAUUACUCGGUUGUUCGUGAAAUGUUCAGAGAUUUAGCUCGCAAUCUGAAUAUUAAAUACGACGGUAAAUUCGAUUGGAUCCCAAAAGAGAAGGAAAUUGACAAAACUACAUUUGCGGCCAACAGUGGUGCGGAUAUUAAACUUCAGGAGCGUUAAAAAACAAUAUAUGAAUUUACGUACAUUUGUUUAAACACUUUUGAUAUCUUUCUAAAUAUGUAGGUUUCAGAUUUUUGUAUUAAUCAAUACUUCGAACAUGAUGAGUAGUAAUGCUCAGUAAAUAAUAAGUUUCUAAAUCUUUGAAUUUAAGUCCACAUAUUUGCAUGCAUUCCGACUUCAUAAAAAGCACUACAGAAUAUCCAAUGAUAGAAUUCGGCUAACAAAUAUGACACAAUGCACACAGAGAGCCACAAUACAUAUGCAUGUACGUAUGUAUUUUAUGUGCAUAUGCAAAGAGUGUUCAACGAGAUCUUUUACGAACAACUUACUCUUAAUUUGCAACAAAUCUGGUUCGGAUAGGGUCCUAAUUUUGUCGUAAUAUAGCCGUGCAUUCCUCAAUUAAAACUUUUAGUGCACGGCACGAGGACCAAGAAGAAAGGUUCAUUCCGCACUUUGUUCUUCGAUAUCAAACAGAACCUGCGAAUACGCAACUUAACGAUUUUCGAAAUUAAUCUAGUAUUAAUUCUAAAUUCAAAUAGUGGUUUUAAAUUGUUUGUAUAAAGUGUAAUAAAAUGUUCUCCGACGUGAAAUGUUGUACUUUUAUACUGUUAUUAUUGAUAUCAUAUUCCUGUGUUGAAGCUAGAAUUAUAUCAAAUUCUGAAUACGGUGAAAAUGUGAAUGAUGAAUCAAUAAACUCUGAGAUACUUGAUAACACAGUUUACGAAAAUUGGUAUGAUUAUUAUGAUGAAGCAUUGUUGGAGGAGUACGCGGGGCCAGUGGUUGUGGAUCUUGAUAAAUACAUGACUGGGGAUGAUAUUCAUAACAAUUAUGACGAUUAUUAUACAACGAAUAUUGAUGAAAUGCGUUCUCCUUCUGCAAUAAAGUUUGACCUCAGUUGUCCAGAUCUACCUUCCUAUCCUGCAGAGCACAGACUUAAGCAGUGUCUUGCAAAAACAUGCCGAUCAAAUGCAGAUUGUGAGUUGGUCAGCAAUUGGUCAACAUCAUCAAUGCAACAAGACAGAGUGUGUUGUUUUAAUGGAUGUGUAUCCACUUGUCUUCCAAAAAUGUAUCCACCAAAAGCUUUUGACUGGGUCGAUGAAAUUGAGCUACCAAUCCAGAAGAGCAAUUCAAAUGCAGGGAAAUUAAAAUCUCUCUCAAUCCUCUCAGCUUCUGAAGAUUACAGUUCGAUGGACACAAUCGUUCUUCCUGGAGGCUGUGUAAUUACUGCGUUUCAACUGCAGGAGCUUCAAAUGUUCCGAAAACAUGGUCACGUUGAUACUUGCACCUGUACAGAUGCGGAGGUUGUGUGUCAAGUAAAAACAUAAACAUGACAAACAUUAAAAUAUCUAUAACGUACAAAGUAAAAUGUAUUAUCUUAUUAUGUAUGUUUUACAAAUGAACAAUGAUAAAGGAUGAGUAUUUUCGGCAUU